Molecule: messenger RNA, 4211 nt
Organism: Pogoniulus pusillus (Red-fronted tinkerbird)
Lineage: Eukaryota; Metazoa; Chordata; Aves; Piciformes; Lybiidae
Exons: 9
Coding region: 1-2574 (857 amino acids)
Biological process (GO): regulation of translational fidelity
Cellular component (GO): cytoplasm
Molecular function (GO): nucleotidyltransferase activity; tRNA binding; double-stranded RNA binding
Source: RefSeq, a predicted model, not a curated record
AUGGCAGACAGAAGAGCUGAGUCACUGCAUUCCUCCAUAGGGCUCCUGGGCAUUUCCUCAGGAUCACUCUUGCUGGCUGUGCACUUCUACAGUUCGCCCAGAGCAGUCCCUCUGAUCCCCAGCACCACUCUUGGAGUCCUCCUCCUGAUGUUAUCAUCUCUUCUGGCAUAUGCAGCGUUCUGGUGUGGCUAUGGAGUGCUCUUCAUCCUGGAAGGGCAAGGAGCUUUGAAUGCCACUGGUGAUUUCUGCAAUGCCUUGGUUCCUGGCCUGGUCACCUUCACUUUAGCACUGCUGCUUGUUGCAGUGGUGGGAUUCCUUUGCAGAGAGGUCAUCCUAGCUCUGAUUGCUUCUGCUAUCUCUCUUGCCAGUGCUCAUGAAGUUGUCAUGUGUUCCAGCUCAACUUUUGGUUCCUCUGCUGUGGCUUGCAAUUACCUGGUCAUCUGCUUGGUUGGUGGUUAUUUUGCUCUGGGAAGGACCCUCUGUUUGCUAAGCAAAGAGAGAAUUGUCCUUCCUGGCACAGGUCUGGCCAAGAAGAAGAUCCCUGAACAGCUUCAGUCCACCAGUGGCAGCGUGAAUCGUUUUGCAGUCACUGCUCUGAUCCUGAACAUGCUCUCUGCCAGUGUCUUUGGCUGUAGGCUCCUGGGUGUGACUGGCAAACUGUUUACUGGCCAAGUGCCCUGGCUGUGGGCAGCUGGGGUCUACCAGCUUGGCAUCUGCAUUCUGUCAUACCGAGCAAUGGAUGUUCUCAUGGCCACCUUCUUUGGUUUCACUUCCAUCCUGAAGUUUGCUGGAGGCUAUUGCCUUCUGUACCUGAUCUGGCAGCCAGAGGAACCAUCUUUCCCUACUCCAUUCCUGGUGGCUUUCUCCAUCCUCUUUGUUGUCCUGGCUCUUUUCCUCACUCUGAAGAGCCCGGUAGAUGGCCUCUAUUUGCUGUUCUAUGUGGCCUACUGCAUUGCAUUAGCUUGCUGUCCCAAGGGAUUUUUUGAAGGAGGACCCCAGGGUGUGGAUGUGGCCAUCUUUGUGGCCUCAGCCUUGAUGACUCUUGUUCACCUGUCCAACAUGGCCUUGCCAAGUGCCAAGAUGCCAAUGGGGAGGGGAGCUGCGAAGGCUCUGCUUGCUCGCAGCAGGCUGCUGAAGCUGCGUGAAGGAGCAGACCUUCAUGCUCCCUACCUUGGCUAUUCCAAGUAUGCAGAUGCAGAAGUCCUGGGCUAUGCAUGCAGUGUCCUUGCUUCUUUUGCUAUAACAAGGACAGGAGACCCCCAAGCUCCACUUGCUACUGUUGUAAUUCCAUGGGUGGUGGUAGCUGGUGGGAUCCUCAAGCUUCUAGGUGGCUCAGUGGCCUUUGCCCGGGGUAAAACCUUGGAGAGCAGUGCUUUCAUCCUCUAUGCUGUCAUGUGGAUCAUCUGGGGCUUGGCCAGAUAUGCUGGCCUCUAUGGCACUACCAGAAGCUUCCACACAGCUGUAGGCAUCAUUGCCUUCAUGCUCUUCAAUGGCUUCAUUGUCUUCUGCACUCUCUUCUUAAACAUUGCCUGGUUCCUUUACUCCCUCACCUUCUUGCUGAUCUCGGUCAGCUUCUUGCUGGAUGCCAUCCACGCUCUUCCAGCUGGCUAUGACAUUGCUGCUACUCUCAUCUUUGGCCUGGUCAGCUUUUACUGCUUCCUCUCUGCCCUUUUCAACAGCACCUUUGAGGGUUCUUGCUUACCAAUGGGCAGGCCCAUUGUGCAGCUCAGUGGUGUGGGGGGAGGAACCACCAAGUGCCUUCACCUGCCUGCCAGGAAAGCUUCCUCAGUCAAGAGAAUUGCAGAUAUCCUGAGGAGCGGAGGGACGUGUGGCAUCCCCACAGACACUGUCUACGUGCUCGUGGCAGCCUGUCACCGGCCUGAUGCUGUGGAGAAGGCUCACCAGUCCAAGCGCCAGGCUCAGGAUCGUCCCAUGUCAGUUUGGAUCUCUAGCCUGAAGCAGCUGGAACCUGCAAAGCAUUUGUUCACUCCCCUCCUCUGGGACUUCAUGGAGGCUGCCUGGCCAUCUCCUAUUAGCUUGGUAGUUCCCAGAGGUGACUGGGUGGACUUCCUGGGCAUGAGGGACUCUGCUAAAUACGUGGGCACCCCUCAGAGCAUCGCCAUCCGCAUCCCCGACUGCUCUGUCACCACGCACCUCAUCGACAUGGUUGGCCCCAUCGUGGUCACAUCAGCCAACCCAACUGGAGAGGCAGAUACCACACACCACAACCAAGUGUAUGCCAAGCUGGGAGAUAAGGUGGAUGCAGUCCUUUGUGAUGGGCCUUCCCCAGAGAACAUUGCCUCCACCGUGGUGGACUGCACUAAAAUUGACAGUGGAAACAUUGGAUUCUUCAGAGUUGGGAUCAUCCCCAAGGCACAGGUGCUGCAGAUCCUGGAGCAGGUGCAGAAGAAGCACUCCUUGGUUCCUAGCAGUGGUCCUUGCACCACCAAAGACCAGGGAGAACAUCUGAACCACAGCCAAGCCAUGCCUAACGGGGUGGGUUUGGCUGCCUUGGAAGAGACCACCCCAGCUCAGGCCCCUGAUGAUGGGCUGGAGAACUACACUCGGCUCUGACUCUGGUGCAGGUCAAACAAUUCCAUCCUCCCCAGGAAAAUGUUGGAUGGGCAAUGACAAACUGGGGAAUGGGAGAAGAGUCCCAGCUCCAGAGGUGACUUCUUCAUCUUUCUGUGGGUACUGCUAAAACAUCCCAGUGCAGAGCUGGCCUCAGCCAGAGCCACCCAGAGGUAAACUAUUCACUUAUGGACGCUGCCAGCUCGCACUGAGGAUCAGACACGACCAGAGGAGGUGGUGUGUUGGAGACAGAUGUCCCAGAGCUUUGCUCUUCUCACUGAGACUUAAUAACUUUGGGCUGGGCCACAACAUGAGGGUUUCAAUAGUCACACAUUGAGAGGGAAAGCACUGCAAUAAAAUUGAAGUAGGGGAGGGAGAAGGGAGGAUGUACUCAGGUGGAUGCCAUGGAGAAUGUUGAGAGGCCUCAGAACCUUCAGCCUGGAGUUGAUCAGCUGAGUCCAGUGCUGGAGCCCUCAGCACAGCAGAGACAUGGAACAUGGAACUACUAGAGCAGAGACAGAGAAGGCCACAGCUGGAAGCUCUCUGCUGUGAGGCCAGGCUGAGACAGUUGAGGUUGUUCAGCCUGGAGAAGGCUCCAGGGAGACCUUCUGGUGGCCUUGAAGGACUUCAAAGGGCCAGAAGAAAGCUGGGGACAGACUUUUGAUCAGGGCCUGUUGUGACUGGACAAGGGGUGAUGGUUUGAACUCAACAAGGGAGAAAUGUUUGGCAUUGAGGGUGAGAGCCUGGCCCAGGUUGUCCAGAGAGGUGGGAACUGCCCCAUCCCUGGCACCAUUACAGGUCAGGUUGUCUGGAGCUCUGAACAACCUGCUGUAGGUGCAGGUGUCCCUGCUGGCUGCAGGCAUUGGGCUAGAUGAUUUUUAAUAGUCCUUUCCCACCCAAACCAGUCUGGAAUUCCAUGAGCUAUCUUCUGACCUUGCCAAAAUGGAGGCCACAGAACCCAACAUCACCCAGAACUGCCAUGAGCUGAGACACCAUUUCCUCUGUUUCACAGUCAGGGUGGACUUACUCCUAACUGCCACAACAUCUCCUUAGAAGCUGUGGAGCAUUCUGGAGGACCCUCCUUUCCCACAUUCUCUUGUGCAGAGUCUCCAUUGCAGGAGAACCACCUGCACUGCCUUUGAGGGUGCUAGAAGCUGGUCUCUUCCCUGACAGCAUAACCACAUCUCAUGGUACCUUUCCUCCAGGCUGCAGGCGUAGUGCUGAGUAGUAGCUGCUGGCCAGGAGGAGGUGGUAAGAACUUCCACACCAACAUGAGGAGUUGUCCUUGCUGUUAGUGGCUUGUUUGACCUCUGAAAACUGUUGAUCUUAUUGUCACCUGAGUCAGGUGCAAGGUGCUGACCCAGCUUCAGCUGAAACCAGUGAGCUGCUGCCUUGGUUUCACCUGGAGUUCUGCUGAAACAUAAAUGCUGUGCAGUCAAAGGAGCUCAGCCUCUACCACCUAGGGCUGCAACCAGGUCUUCUCAAGCUUACUCUCACAGAGCUGGCUCUCUUCCUGCAGAGAAAGAAAACUCCAGAUCCUUGAGCCUGGGGCAAUGAUUUUUGCUGUCUAUUUACUGUACCUCUUGGGGGUUUUCUUCAAACUGGGUUUUAGAAGGCAAUAAAAUCUUUCCAAUGAGUUG